AUGGUCGUUUCAGCGCCCCACAUUCUACAGAAUUGGUGGCAAAAUAUUCGCAGGAUACACGGGGUAGAGAUUCAAGGGCAUUUAGGAGCAUUAUUGUCGCUUCUGGGGACACAAUGCAAUAAAGUCUUUGUCACUCAGCUAAUGGGGUUUUGGGAACCGAGUACCGUAACUUUUAAAUUCCUGGAUUUUGAGAUCACUCCCAUACUAGAGGAGAUCAGUAGUCUUAUCGAACUGCCGAUUAGAGGGAGGCUGCCGGUGAUCCCCUCAACUAUUUGUACAGGUGACUUCCUAAGUCUCUUGGAUCUGCACAUAUUUCGGUCAUUGAGAUAUGUGGACGGCGGGCACGUCGAGUUGGACUAUCUCUUUCAGAGGUUUGGGCAUUUAGAAGGUUACUAUGAAUAUCAGCGUGAAUUUGAAUGCACUCGCGGAGCAUGGGAGCAUAUGAGGUCAAGAGUAUUCGUUAUGGAUUUUUUAGGAGUUAUGGUGCUCCCGAUAAGGUCCAAUUCUAUCGACAUCAACAUAUUACCGAUGGUUGUAAGUAUUUUCAACGAUCCACAAAGAUUUACUUUGGUGCCUAUGAUCCUCGCCGAAGUUCUUCGUUCAAUGACAGCCUGCAUUAAGGGACACAAUUUCUUCGGAGGAUGCAGUAUAUUACUACAGAUUUGGGCAAGAGAACAUUUCUAUCGACGUGAUUCCCAAAUGGAUUACUACAUAGGUGCUCCUAACAAGAUCGAAAGCCACGAAGAUCGUCUCCAAAAUUGGGUGGGUGCGCCGAUAGGAAGGGAAGAAUGGCGCACAUUUUUGAACAACGUCAUGGGAGACACCAUCCAAUGGAAGUUCUCUUGGGUAACAGAAUUGGCGUUUGCAAGGACUCGGUACUUUUUCUUUAUCGAGUUAAUCGGGCUCAGAGGCAUCCAACCAUAUGCACCUCUUCGGGUUAUGCGGCAGUUUGGAGUUAUCCAAGACAUUCCGCUAUAG
Solanum stenotomum is the source of this 978-nucleotide messenger RNA. RefSeq lists its product as uncharacterized. The record is from RefSeq and is a predicted model, not a curated record. NCBI's taxonomy places the organism in Eukaryota, Viridiplantae, Streptophyta, Magnoliopsida, Solanales, Solanaceae. Bases 1 to 978 code for a protein of 325 amino acids. The transcript has a single exon.